CAAAUUCUCAAAGUAUAUAACACAACAUAUCCAAAGUAAAAAUCUGAAUUGUUUUCACAAAUAUACAUGAAUCAUCUGGUUAAUAUAUAACUAUAAGAAGAAACUAAUAUAUAUGGCAAGUGUUAUUAACUUUAACCCGCACUCCCUCUUCUUACCGUUAUUCCUUGUCCUAGCCGCGACAGCAACCUCAACCACAAGGCCAUACACAUUCCUCCCAAGGCCACGGGUCGGGUAUUACGGUAGUGCAUGCUGGAAUGUAGAAUCAAUAGUGCGGUCCGUGGUCCAGUCUAACUAUUUCACAAAUCCAGCCAAUGCUCCGGGCAUUUUGCGUAUGCAUUUUCACGAUUGUUUCGUCCGUGGCUGCGACGCUUCCAUUCUCCUCGACGGACCUAACUCUGAGAAAACGGCUACUCCAAAUCAAUCUUUGAGAGGGUUUAACGUUAUUGAAGAGGCUAAGACUCAGCUUGAGAUCGCUUGCCCUCGAACAGUCUCUUGUGCUGAUAUCCUCGCACUAGCUGCUCGUGACUUCGUCGUUCUGACAGGUGGACCAUGGUGGCCAGUUCCAUUGGGACGACUCGAUGGUAGGGUUUCAUUAGCCUCAAAUGUCGAUUUGCCGGAACCUACAGACUCAGUUGCGGUGCAGAAGCAGAGGUUCGCUGCGAAAUAUCUUAACACCCAAGAUCUAGUUGUCCUUGCUGCCGGACACACGAUAGGAACGGUGGGAUGUGGUGUUUUUAGGGAUAGGUUCUUCAACUACAAAAACACAGGAAGGCCUGACCCAACCAUCAACCCAAAUUUCGUCCCUCAGAUCCAAUCUCAAUGUCCUCUCAACGGCAACGCCGCUACUCGUGUCGCACUGGACCUGGGAAGUGAAGGCCAGUUCGACACUUCGUACCUUAACAACUUGAGGUUUGGUCGAGGUGUCCUUGAGUCUGAUCAGGUCCUAUGGAAUGAUCCCGGAACUCGUUCCAUCGUGGAGCGGUUGCUGGGACUACAGUAUCCGUUUUUGCUGUUUGGACCCGAGUUUGCUAGGUCAAUGUCGAAGCUGAGUCUGACUGAGGUCAAGACUGGUUUGGAUGGGGAGAUUCGCAGGGUUUGUUCGGCGAUCAACUGAUACAACAUAGAUGAAUCUAUUAUGUCAUAAAAGUAAUAAAUCGAUAAAUAUCCUAAAGUAAUAAAUAAAAUAUGGAGAUAUACAAUUCAUAGACUCUCCAGCUUUCCAAGGAUAACUAAGAGCAUCUUUAUCCCUGGUAUUUAGUGGGAUUCUUAUGUUAAUUUUGAUUUAAAACAAAAUCAAAAAUACAAAUAAACGGAUGAGACGUCUCUUAAUUCCGGUAAAUAAGAGACGUAUAUUGUUGGACACGUGUUGAUAACAGAAGAAAACGCUUUGAGAGGAAAGAAAUAGACUUCUCUAUCUCGCGUGCUGAGGCGCAUUCUCCUACCGUCGUCACCAACGGAAGCAGCUUCGAUCCUCAUCAGACACGCAGAGAAAGCCUCGACAGCUUUCUCGUAGGACGGAGGGGAUAAAGCUUGAAGAAGUGCGAUGGAGUGGUGGGAACGUUGGAUUCGCCGGACAAACGUGGUGGUUUUGGGACUCUGUUUUGUUUUGAUUUUAUGAUUCCAUAAAGUUUUCUUUUCUUUUGAAGGCAAUAACUUCGUGAUUUUGAAUCUCUGUUAAUUUUUUUUAUAAAUUAUUCUAACUCGUGAUUUGUAUUUUUGUAGAUUUGUGAUGAUCUUGUGUAUUGUAAACCUGAUCAAUUAUAUGGAUCGAGGAGUUAUUGCGAGUAAUGGUGUUAAUGGAAGCUCGACACCUUGUGAUUCCAAAGGCCUUUGCUCUGCUGGCACUGGCAUUCAAGGAGAGUUUAGGUUAAGCAACUUUCAAGAUGGUCUUUUGUCUUCUGCCUUUAUGGUUGGUCUUCUUGUUGCUUCUCCCAUCUUCGCUGCACUCUCCAAAAGACCAAGUGUGAAUCUUCUAUAUCUUUCCCAGAGUUUGUUUUUGUGUAUCAAGAAGCUGAACCAACGGAGUGAUGUUUCUAUGUUUUUGUAUAUUGGAUGCUUCUCUCUUGGUCCUGCUAUUAUAAUCUCAGGCAAAGGCAACUUGAUGUUAAAUUCUUUCCUCCUAGUGAAAUCAUGGAAUGUAACCGUUAAUAAUCUUACUUGGUUUUAAUGGUUGCAGAGGGUGCUCCUAAAAUAUGGAUCGCUUGUUUCAGUGAUCUCCAUGGUGGUUUUGUUCGUAUACUUGGUAGCAACACCACAAACUCCAUUGGGUCUCUUUUGCCUAGUCAUGAAGUGCUCUUUUUUUGUUAUGGUUUUCUGAUUAAAGUUGAGAUAAGAGGCUAAAGUGUGUUCUUGCGUUUUUUCUUCUUCAGUAUGAAACAAUGCCUGCUUGAAAUGGUAAAGUGUGUUCUUGGUAAAGUGUGUUCUUGUAUUGUUUGGUCUUGUUUUUUUGAGCAACAAAAAACAACAUUUUUUAAAAAAACCUUAAAUAAGAAACUAGCAUUGAAGGGUAUGAAUCAAGGUGUUUCUUAAACAAGAUUUUUAAUUACAUUUAAUUAGUAAAAUAUUUAUUAAGAGACCCAAUGGAGUUUGUGGGAUAAUGAUGCUCUAACAAAUAACGAUGUAGGUUUUCUAGCAUAUUAUAGUGUUUAAUUACGUCGAUGCAUAAAUAUGAGGAAAUAAGUGUUAUAGAAUAAAACUAAGAAAUAUGUAAUAAUUAUCCUUGAUUAUUCAUGUAUAUAUUAAAGUUGGAGCACGGAUUUUGAUUCGUUACUCUUUUCAAUUU
Messenger RNA from Raphanus sativus (radish), 2782 nucleotides. RefSeq names its product peroxidase 70. The transcript is spliced from 5 exons. Gene Ontology annotation, molecular function: peroxidase activity; heme binding. The record is from RefSeq and is a predicted model, not a curated record. The coding region runs from base 113 to 1114 and encodes 333 amino acids. NCBI's taxonomy places the organism in Eukaryota, Viridiplantae, Streptophyta, Magnoliopsida, Brassicales, Brassicaceae. Gene Ontology annotation, cellular component: plant-type cell wall; plasmodesma. Gene Ontology annotation, biological process: hydrogen peroxide catabolic process; response to oxidative stress.